UUAGUACUAUACAAAAUAUCUGUACAAAUCGAUUCUAGUUUUUUUUAUACUUAUAUAAGACCAAAUUUCCAAACAAGAUGAGUUGUACACGAGUGCUAGCAUCGAGAAUCAUUAAAGUUUCGAAAUCCAUCACAAAUAACAUACAAGCAAGAACAAUGGCAGUUCAAGUUGGCUCACAAAUUCCACAAGUUGAAUUACAAGAAGGAUCACCAGCUACAAAAGUGAAUCUCACAGAAUUAUGUGCAAAGAAAAAAGUUGUUAUAUUUGGAGUACCUGGUGCUUUUACACCUGGAUGUAGCAAGACUCAUCUUCCAGGCUACAUUGAACGUGCUGAUGAAUUGAAAAAAAAGGGAAUCGAUGAAAUUGUUUGUGUUUCCGCCAACGAUGCAUUUGUAAUGCAAGCAUGGGCUGAUGAUCAAAAAACCGAAGGAAAAGUUCGUAUGCUUGCUGAUCCCAAUUUAGAUUUUAUAAAAGCAUUGGGUUUGGAACAAAAUUUAGCUGUCUUAGGUGGUUUACGUUCUAAACGAUUUUCAAUGGUUGUUGAAGAUAAUAAAAUCACACAAUUGAAUGUUGAACCAGAUGGUACUGGACUUAGUUGCUCAUUAGCCAAAGCAAUGGAAAUUUAAUUUCUAGAAGUUUCUAGAAAGCAACGUGUGUUGUUUUGAUUUUGAUUGAUAAUUCAUGUUGGGCACUUUUUUAAAUAAACUAAAAUUUAAAUCCUAGAUGUGAUAUAGAUUUAAAAAUUAAACUUAUUUUUAGAAAACGAUCCAAUCAAUUUUUUUUAGUUUUACAAUUAGUAUAAAAAAUAAGUAUCCACCAAAUUUAUGAUCACACUGUUGUUAAGUUAUCAAUUUUUCCACUGUUAUUGUACAAUUUAAUAAAAUUUUUUGUGCUUCAA
Messenger RNA from Chrysoperla carnea, 898 nucleotides. It is a transcript of the gene Prx5, whose product is annotated as peroxiredoxin-5, mitochondrial. The transcript is spliced from 3 exons. Gene Ontology annotation, biological process: hydrogen peroxide catabolic process; cell redox homeostasis; cellular response to oxidative stress. Gene Ontology annotation, molecular function: thioredoxin peroxidase activity. Lineage: Eukaryota; Metazoa; Arthropoda; Insecta; Neuroptera; Chrysopidae. The record is from RefSeq and is a predicted model, not a curated record. Bases 78 to 626 code for a protein of 182 amino acids. Gene Ontology annotation, cellular component: peroxisome; mitochondrion; cytoplasm.